AUGAUGGUCCAACACUCAGGCCAGGUAUCUGCAUUAGAAGUCAGCGCCUCCGCAAUUGUUCCCACUUUGUCCCCCGCAGGGUCACUGGGGUUUGAUGAUUUCACAAAUUUAACCCCACUGGUGAAAGAGGAACUGAGGUUCACCAUCCAGAAUAAGCGUCAGUCCCACAGGAUGUCUUCUACAUUGGACACGGUGACAGUUUCUGAAAGGCCAAUUGAAACAUCAAUCAUGAAAACAGAGUUUUCCCCUGAAGAGGAUGAAAGAAAAAAGAGAAGAAGGGAAAGGAAUAAAAUUGCUGCUGCAAAGUGCCGAAACAAAAAGAAGGAGAAAACAGAAUGUUUGCAGAAAGAAUCAGAAAAGCUGGAAACUAUCAAUGCAGAAUUAAAAGCCCAGAUCGAAGAGCUAAAGAACGAGAAGCAGCAUUUGAUAUACAUGUUAAAUCUUCACAGGCCCACUUGUAUAGUUCGGGCACAAAACGGAAGGACACCUGAAGAUGAAAGGAAUCUUUUUAUUCAACAGAUCAAAGAAGGCACAUUACAAGGUUAAGUGAUACAGCAACUAUGGAAAUAUUUAUAGUGGUUUUUAACAACUACCAGAAUCCAUGGAGGAUCUGACAUAACGUGUAGGAUUCUAUUAGUCAAGAGCCUUUAGGAAGGGCAGAUUGCUUUAAGCAGGAAGGAUCAUUUUGGCUUGACAGCGAUUCUUCCCCUUGGAAGAUCUGGUCUCAAUCAAAUUGAAGAGUCUUCUGCCUCAAAUAUAGGUUUUGCACCUGGCAUACUUGCUGUUCCUAGGAGCUACAGACAACAGCUUCAGAAGUUUUAGCUCUCUGCUAGUAUACAGUAUCUGCACUCACAACGUUUGUGCUAGAACACUAUGACUUCCGAAGAUGCACGUGGUACAGACAGCUGUGCUGGAUGGACACUACUUCUCCUUGUGGCUAGUAAGGAAGGUGGACUGAGAGUAUUUUUAGUUUCCAGGAGGAUGGUUUCAUGUACUGAAAUGUAAUGUUGCAUU
Nestor notabilis (Kea) is the source of this 1014-nucleotide messenger RNA. It is a transcript of the gene ATF3, whose product is annotated as activating transcription factor 3. Gene Ontology annotation, biological process: regulation of transcription by RNA polymerase II. The transcript has 3 exons. The record is from RefSeq and is a predicted model, not a curated record. Gene Ontology annotation, molecular function: RNA polymerase II cis-regulatory region sequence-specific DNA binding; DNA-binding transcription factor activity, RNA polymerase II-specific. NCBI's taxonomy places the organism in Eukaryota, Metazoa, Chordata, Aves, Psittaciformes, Psittacidae. Gene Ontology annotation, cellular component: nucleus. Bases 1 to 546 code for a protein of 181 amino acids.